AUGGAAGAAGCUGAUUAUUAUACAGUACUAGAAGUUGACCGAAGUGCUGAUGGUGAAUCCAUCAAGAAGGCAUAUAGGAAAUUAGCUCUGAAGUGGCAUCCCGAUAAGAACCCGGACAACAAAGAGGAGGCUGAAAGACAGUUUAAACUGGUAAGCGAAGCCUACGAGGUGCUCUCAGAUCCACAAAAACGUGUGAUUUAUGACAAUUAUGGUAAAGAAGGGCUUACCAAUGGAGGCGCCGGUCCGAGCGACUUCUCUGGCUUCGGCGGUUUCUCGUUUCAUUUCAGGGAUCCCAUGGAGAUAUUCGCUCAAGUCUUUGGACCUUCAUUAUUUGAUGUUUUUGGACCCAACUUUGUUACACCUGGAGCUGCGCGAACUCAUCGCUCUCACGCAAGUUCUCGUGUUCAUCGGCGUCAAAAUCCUUAUGAACAAAAUCGUCGUACUACUUCAUCGGUUCACGACCCAAGAGACGUCAUGUUACCCACGGGAUUUGGUGGUGGUUUCUUCGACGAUAUUUUUGGGGGACUUCUGGGCGGCUUUGGUGGAAUGAGUGGGUUUUCUUCAAUGUCUUCAUUUAGUAACGGUAGACCAGGAGGUGGAAUGGCCAGAUCGAUGUCUUCCUCAACUCGUAUUGUCAACGGUCAGGUUGUCAACACUACAACAGUUCGUGAAAACAACGUUGAAACGAUCACAGAAACGGUGGAUGGGCGUGUCGUACGGACAGAAACAAGGCCAUGCCACAACAACUCUUCAUCUAUUUACUUGAGUUUCUGA
This is a messenger RNA of Echinococcus granulosus, 774 nucleotides long. Its product is annotated as DnaJ subfamily B member. The record is from RefSeq and is a predicted model, not a curated record. The coding region runs from base 1 to 774 and encodes 257 amino acids. Gene Ontology annotation, molecular function: Hsp70 protein binding. NCBI's taxonomy places the organism in Eukaryota, Metazoa, Platyhelminthes, Cestoda, Cyclophyllidea, Taeniidae. The transcript has a single exon.